This is a messenger RNA of Paraglomus brasilianum, 366 nucleotides long. The record is from the annotation of a GenBank genome assembly. Lineage: Eukaryota; Fungi; Glomeromycota; Glomeromycetes; Paraglomerales; Paraglomeraceae.
AUGUCUCUGUACCCCUUUCGUCGCCAACAUCCACCAAAGAAACCUAAUCAAUAUUACAAUCUCAGGCGCCUUGAGAAUCAGCGCAUCAGAAUAUGUAGCAGCGCAAUUAGACAUUGGUAUUUAUUAUCAACGAGGAGGCGUAGGCACGGGCAGAAAUAUCCAGAAAGCGGUGAUCAAGAGUACGUCCCUGCUCAAUAUAGACUGCACGACGUUAUAGAAGUGGAAUCAGAGUGUGAGAACGUGGUCAAUUUGUGUCAGAAAUCAGUAGAACGGGGAACAUGCGAACAGCAAUACAUACUUACUCAGAUACAUAGGACCGAAGAAUAUGCGGGCAUUAAUAACGAGAAGAGAUCUACGGGAAGGUGA